Molecule: messenger RNA, 499 nt
Organism: Symbiodinium necroappetens
Lineage: Eukaryota; Dinophyceae; Suessiales; Symbiodiniaceae
Source: the annotation of a GenBank genome assembly
AUGCCCUCGAAGGAGCAGUUGCAGCUGCUACACAAGUCCAAUGACACAGUGUCAACCGUGAUGUACUGGAUCAUUUGGGAUUUGGCGGAUGCAAUGAAGGACAUCGACGUCGCUCCCCCCAUCCAGUCGCGCAUGUACCAGGAACUCUCCAAUGGCAUGCUCGGCUUCAACAACUGCCUGAAGAUUGCGGACGUCCCUUUCCCUUUACCAUUCGCUCAACUUCUCGGUUUGUUGCUGAUGGCCUUUUCCUUGCUGAUCCCCAUCUACGUCAUCGUCUUUACGGGCUCCUAUGUGGUUGGUCCGAUACUUUGCUUCUUCCUCUUUGAGAGUCUCUGGUGUCUCAAUGAGGUCGCCAAAGAGCUGGAGAACCCCUUCGGCCAGGAUACGAACGACAUUUCCUUGACCGACUUCCACAUGCGUUUCGUGGACGCGUUGGACGAUGUGAGCUGGUCCGAGCAGCAGGCAAUGCUGCGGCAGAACUUCUUCGGCGCGGACGAAG